AUGCGCUUGGGUGAAGAGCCGGGGAUACUCUCCUCUGGUGCUUCAACCACCUCCUACGGUGGCAUUGUAAAUGAGAUGUUCGACCCGAAUGGAGUUAUUUCUACUCAGCCUACCACCAGCAACGGGACCCCAAUGCCAAGUGCAGAGAAAGCGAAGGGCUUUGAUGACAAACCGCUUAUUUUUGCGUCUCCUUAUGUGAUGUCAACAUCACCAGAAAAUUCAACAGAGGAUGACGUCAAUCGCGCCAACCACAUCCCAAAUGGUGGAUCGUCGUCACCAAGCAUAGAGUUUUCACAAUCCCGACCCAAUGGACUCUCCACAAUUUCUGGUGUUUUUGCUCCGGUGGCGUUGUCGAUGUUCAGCAUUUUACUUUUUAUGAGAAUGGGAUUUGUGGUAGGACAGUUGGGGUUCCUUAUGACGGUAGUGCAGUUGGCAAUGGCUUAUGCAAUUGUCAUGCUAACGGUCCUUUCUCUUUGCGCCAUCUCAUCUAACGGAGCGGUUGAAGGAGGAGGUGUUUAUUAUAUGAUAAGUAGAUCCCUUGGACCCGAGUUUGGUGGUGCCAUUGGAGUGUUAUUCUUUGUGGCAAAUGUGUUCUCGUGUGCAUUGUACAUUUCUGGAUUCACUGAAGCGUUGCUGAAUAAUCUGGGGAAUGGACAAUUUCCCGACUCACCCACUUGGAGGUUCUUUUACUGUGUACUUGUCUCAAUUGCGCUUUUAAUACUUAGCUUACUUGGAGCUGGUAUUUUUGCAAAAACUGCACUGCUCACUUUUAUCUUAAUCUCGAUAUGUUACUCAACGUGGAUAUUCUCUGUGAUAGUUGACGGCCCUAUGCAAGUUCCAAUUCCGAAGGUGAAUACUCCAGCAUAUCGGGUGCACGAAAAUGCCUCCAACCCUGACAGCCCAAUGAUAGUGCAGUUGAACCAGACUCUGACUGCGAACUACACUGGAUUCAGUUUUCGAACACUGGGUGAGAACAUGUUUACAAACUACACCAUGGAUUACACGACAGAGAGGCAAACUGAUUUUGCACUGAUGUUUGCCAUUAUCUUCUCAGGAGUAACUGGUCUGAUGGCUGGCGCAAAUAUGUCCGGUGAGUUGGCUCGCCCUUCAGUUUCAAUUCCUCGUGGAACCGUGCAAGCUGUUCUUAUCACUCUUUUCGUCUAUAUUAUGACAGCCUUUCUUAUGGCAGCCACAUCGAGUAGAUAUCUUUUGCAGAAUGAUUACACCGUUAUGAUGGAUACAAAUUUCCAACGUUGGUUCAUUCUAAUUGGGAUCUUCUCCACAACUUUGUUCUCAUCGAUGAGUAAUUUAAUUGGGUCUUCACGUGUACUGAAUCGCUUAUCUCACGACAAACUAUUUGGAUACCUACUUAGACCUGCUAAAAUUGAAAUUGGUGACAGAAAUCCAGUGGUUUCUGUAAUCAUUACAUGGCUUUGUGUGGUGGGUGUAUUCUUGAUCGGAGCAAUGAACAAGAUAGCAAAACUGACAUCAAUUUUCUUCCUACUCUCGUACAUGGGAGUGAACAUCGCCUGUUUGGCUCUCGAGCUUACCAGUGCACCCAAUUUCAGACCAACAUUCAAAUAUUUUGCAUGGUGGACAUGUGCUCUUGGUGUUGUAUGCACAACAACGAUGAUGCUGGUUGUAGACGCAUCAAUGAGUGCUAUUGGAGUUGUGGUCCUUAUGUCGCUUAUCAUGGUUCUCCAUUACCAGGCGCCUGCGGUAUCAUCAGGUUCGAUUUCUCAAGCGCUAAUAUACCACCAAGUAAGGAAAUAUUUGUUGCUGUUGGAUGUAAGGAAAGAACAUGUGAAAUAUUGGCGUCCACAGAUACUUUUGCUUGUUUCGAGGCCGUCGUCAUCAUGUCCUCUAAUGGACUUUGUAAAUGAUCUCAAAAAAUCCGGAUUGUAUGUUAUUGGACAUGUUCGAAAGGGUGAUUUGGAUUCCAAUCAAGCGGUAGAUCCACUUCAACAGGUUUUCCCCUACUGGUUGUCUCUGGUGGACUAUCUCAAGCUCAAAGCAUUUGUCGAGUUAACUCUAUCAAGUAGCAUUAGGCAGGGUAUUCAACAGCUUAUGCGACUAUCUGGUCUUGGUGCAAUGAAGCCAAACACUGUAGUGUUAGGUUUCCACGAAGCCACACCAAUAGACGUUACUUUACAGGAAUCGCAGCUGCUCAAGGAUCUACGCUACUCGAAGAUCGAUCGUGCAGCUGUUGUUGAGUAUUUCACAGCUGGUGAUUACAUGCCUAAAGAACUUAACGGCAACUUGGAACGAUUAACUCCGAUCGAUUACGUGAAUGUCCUGAAGGAUGUGCUACAUAUGACAAAGAGUUUGUGCAUUGCGCGGCAUUUCCACAAAAUGGACAAGGAGGCACUCUCACGAAGCUGGAAUCAAAAGCGAUACAUUGAUGUUUGGCCGGUUGAUUUGCAAAAGCCCGUAGAAACUGGAUUAGGCUGGGAUAAUAGCUCAUUGUUCCUUCUACAGUUGGCAUGCAUCCUCUCAAUGUCAUCCAGAUGGAGGUCCUAUUCUCGUCUAAGAGUGUUUAUUUGUGUAAAUAGUUUGCAGGAUAUGCAUAGACGGGAUAGACAGUUGAAACAGAUGCUCGACUGGUUACGUAUUAAAGCUGAGUCAAUUGUCGUACCAUGGGAUCACGUAGUUUGUCAUUUUCCUCAAAAUGGCGCAUCUGCGAAUUCACAACGACCAACUGUUGAUCUGCCGGUCCCGUAUCUGACAGCUUUCAAUGAUAUGAUCAAGCGCUACAGCGAGGAAGCAGCAAUCACCCUACUCAAUCUUCCAUUACCACCCGAUGAUGCAAAUUUGAAUGCUGACAGGUAUUUGGAUCAAAUCCGGCGUCUGACAGAUUCUCUUCCACCUACGCUGAUGGUACACGGUGUUUCUUCAGUCAUUUCCACUGCACUCUAA
Molecule: messenger RNA, 2916 nt
Organism: Necator americanus (New World hookworm)
Lineage: Eukaryota; Metazoa; Nematoda; Chromadorea; Rhabditida; Ancylostomatidae
Exons: 26
Coding region: 1-2916 (971 amino acids)
Biological process (GO): potassium ion homeostasis; chloride ion homeostasis; cell volume homeostasis
Cellular component (GO): membrane
Molecular function (GO): potassium:chloride symporter activity
Source: RefSeq, a predicted model, not a curated record